CGACAGGACUUAAAACAUCAUCAUGGGAAGGAUCGUGUUCUACGAGGAGAGGAACUUCCAGGGCCGCUCCUAUGAGUGCAUGAGCGACUGCUCUGACAUGUCCUCCUACCUCAGUCGCUGCAAUUCCAUCAGGGUGGAGAGCGGCUGCUUCAUGAUCUACGACCGUCCCAACUUCAUGGGCAACCAGUUCUUCAUGAGGAGGGGCGAGUAUCCCGACAAUCAGAGGCUGAUGGGUAUGGGAAUGAUGAGUGACUUCAUCCGCUCCUGCCGAAUGAUUCCCCAACAUAGAGGACAGUUCAGAAUGAGAAUCUACGAGAGGGAGAACUUCGGUGGUCAGAUGUCUGAGCUGAUGGAGGAUUGUGACUCCAUCAUGGACCGCUUCCGCAUGUCUGACUGCCAGUCCUGCAAUGUUAUGGAUGGCCACUGGCUCAUGUAUGAGCAGCCCCACUUCAGAGGCAGAAUGAUGUACAUGAUGCCUGGAGAGCACAGAAGCUUCAGGGACAUGGGCUCUAGCAUGAGAAUCAGCUCCAUCAGACGUAUCAUGGAUUCUUGUUAA
Molecule: messenger RNA, 556 nt
Organism: Alosa sapidissima (American shad)
Lineage: Eukaryota; Metazoa; Chordata; Actinopteri; Clupeiformes; Clupeidae
Product: gamma-crystallin M3-like
Exons: 3
Coding region: 23-556 (177 amino acids)
Biological process (GO): visual perception; lens development in camera-type eye
Molecular function (GO): structural constituent of eye lens
Source: RefSeq, a predicted model, not a curated record